GGGCUGCUCGUGUGAUGACGCUUCGGUCUCCUGCCGGAGAUUUUGCCUUUAAAUGUCUUCACUGAGCCUCUUCAGAACGCAUAUUUCCUUGGCUCGUCGUGAUCUGGGAUAAAUCAGACUACAUUUUUUCGACUCGUCCUUGCUGCUUUAUCUGCAUCUCGAUGCGUUCAGGGUCCGCGGCUUCCUCGAGCAGCUCAUGUCUGUGUGCAGUCCGCCUCGCUGCGCUCUCAAUAGAUGGUGCAAGUCAAAAUGUCCAAAUCGCCCGUAGACCCUCUGUCUGCCGUGGAGACCGGCUCGCAGUCGCACUAUUUCCAGCUGCCCAGGAAGCUGCCUAAACGCAAAAGUCGCUUUAAACGUUCUGAUGGCAGCACCUCUAGCGACACGACAUCCAGUUUCAUCAAACGUCAGGGGUCGGCUGAUUCGUACACCAGUAGACCGUCGGAUUCAGACCUGUCAGCCGAGGAGGACCGCGAGGCGUAUCGGCGUGAAGCCGAGCGCCAGGCACAACUGCAGCUCGACAGAGCAAAGUCCAAACCUGUAGCUUUUGCUGUGAAGACCAAUGUGAGCUACUGUGGCGCUCUGGAUGAGGACUGUCCUGUCCAGGGAGCUGCGGUCAACUUUGAUGCCAAAGACUUCCUGCACAUUAAAGAAAAGUACAACAAUGACUGGUGGAUCGGGAGGCUGGUUAAAGAGGGUGCCGACAUCACCUUCAUCCCCAGUCCACUGCGACUCGAGGCGAUGCGACUGAAGCAGGAGCAGAAGCAGAGGAAAACUGGAGGAAAUUCCUCCAGUCUGGGAGACAUGGUGACUGGCAACUGGAGGACGACGCCGCCAUCGGCUGGAGAAUCCAAACAGAAGCAGAAACAGGAACAUGUCCCUCCCUAUGACGUGGUUCCCUCUAUGAGGCCGGUAGUGCUGGUGGGACCAUCACUGAAGGGCUAUGAGGUGACAGACAUGAUGCAGAAAGCUCUUUUCGAUUUCCUGAAGCACAGAUUUGAAGGAAGAAUCUCGAUCACGCGUGUCACAGCGGACUUGUCCUUGGCUAAAAGAUCCGUCCUCAACAAGAGACCAAUCAUGGAGAGAUCCAACGCUCGCUCCAGUCUCGCGGAAGUCCAGAGUGAGAUCGAGAGGAUAUUCGAACUCGCCAAAACCUUGCAGUUGGUGGUUCUGGACGCAGACACCAUCAAUCAUCCCGCUCAGCUCGCCAAAACCUCCCUGGCCCCCAUCGUUGUCUACGUGAAGGUUUCCUCACCAAAGGUGCUCCAGAGGCUGAUCAAAUCCAGGGGCAAGUCUCAGAGCAAGCACCUGAACGUGCAGAUGAUGGCUGCAGACAAACUCUCUCAGUGUCCCCCGGAUAUGUUUGAUGUCAUUUUGGAUGAAAACCAGCUGGAAGAUGCGUGCGAGCAUUUGUCAGAAUACCUGGAGGUGUACUGGCGGGCCACUCAUCUCCCCGGCACCACGCCUCUGAAUCCUUUACUGGAUCAGAACCUGAUGACCCCACCUUCCGCCCUCUCCAGCCUGCAGAACCAGAACAAGAACCAGCAGCCUUGUGAGGAGGUAGGCUUGGAGGGGGAUGAGGAGGAGGAGGAAGAGGAGGAGGGAGGCGAAGAGGCCCACUCUCCUUUGGAGCAGGACAGUCUGAUGCCGUCGGACGAGGCCAGCGACUCUCUGUCCCGAGGUCGGAGGGGAAGCCCGGGCCAGCGCAGCGCCCAGGAAGACGAAGAAGAGGAAGAGGAGGAUGAGUACACCUCCCCGUGUCACACUCGGACGUACAGAGACAUCUACCCACCUCACCGCGGGCAGGUCAGCGGCGCACACAGCACCAACGGACACGAGUCGCAGAACCGGCUGCUCCAGCGUGAAGCCCAGCAAGGUCACAACCAGAGGAACAACCGGCAGCGCAGCCGCCCUUGGCCCCGAGACACCUACUGAGAAAGCCCCUCACAUGACAGACGUCACACCCAAACAGAUGCCCAGCUCAAAUCCGCAGCUCUAUUUUUAGAGAACACUUGAGCUGGUCGACAGGGCUGCUCCUCCGAUACAAGCUGACAAACUUCAGCUGCUCCUUCAGUGUCUCAUACUGGCCUUAAACUUCCUCCCAGUUUCUACUCUCUGCAUGCACCACUCUAAUUAUUUCUAUUUGCACAUUAACGUCAGAACAGGAAGUGAAUGAUAUUUAAUGUAGGAAUGUCAACUGCAGAAUCCAUUUUUUUUCUUCGUGAUGCGUUUAAAUUAGAUGUACAUAUUGACUGGGCAUCUGAUUCAGUUGCUUGUUUAUUUAUGGGUUUCCUGUUUCAGAGAAAUGUGCAAAUAUGUUUUACCCCAGAAGAUAUGGAAGACACACUCACCGUUCCUCCGACUGAGCCACCACGCGGUCACAGUGUGAAGCUGCAGUACAGUGUCAGUGUCCGUCCUCGUCUUUGCCGUUGCACUAUCACACCUUCUAAAGGGCACACUCCGAAUGUAAAUACACUCAGAAAGGGAAUGUGAAACUUCCAGGAUAUAUAGACUGUUUGUUUACACCGUCACUUAACUCAAGCACACGCUGCCGGCUGCAGCUCCUUUCCACACCUGCAAAGAAUGUAAGCUUGCAUGCCUUUGCACCUCCUGCACCACCCUGGUGUCUCCACCCUCCCGUGAUUCGAUUGUAGCACGUUACUGAUUGUAGCAUCCAUUGGAUCCGACUCCCCUCCCCUCGACACAUUUUGUUGAUGUACUGCAGUUUUACAGCCGCAGCUGCGAUUGAUACUCGAGCGAGGUCGACACCGUUGUCAUUCUAAACGUGCUGCUGAAGGAGUCGCUGUUGUAGCACCUGCCGAAGUUCUUCUGUUUCUGCGUCAUUGAUAUGGGAGCCAACAACAGCUGCUUCCACACGUCAUUUCUCAUUAUCAAGGAUGCAUCCUGCACUCUUCAAGUCAAGCUCAGUUCAUUCAGUCUUAACCGAGAAGGCUCCACCUAACAUGAGCUACCCAGAAAGAUAUGUAUUUUAAUGCACCAGUCAGUCAAAGAGGUCAAAUUUGAUUCUCGAGUGGCAAGAUAUGGUUCCAAAGGAUGUAUCCUUGCUGUCAAGACAGAUCUGGUACACAGUGUCCGUGUCACACAGGUUGCUCUAUCUAGUGUUCUGUAUAGUUUAAAGACGAAAAAUAAAACAGCAUGAUUUAAAAAAAAAAAAGAAAAAAAACUAUGCAAGUGUUGCAUGAAUUGAUUGUUUCUUUUGAUGUAUUUUCGCAUUGACCUGGUUCUUCUCGUCUUUUAGUGAUUGCCUCCCCUGCUGGACGAUUGACACCCCACCUAGUUAUGGGAUUAUUUUUCAAACCGAUCGCGGUGACUCCUGAUGAUGAAUCUCAUUUGUUGGGAAACAUGAGAGCCCUGCAUGUUUCAGUUCAGGUUUUCUUAACUUUUAUUGACACGUCGGGGGCUCGUGCACAAGUCACUCAUUCAAAGAUUAUUUGUAAGAAGGGUAUGUUUGCAAAAACACGAAUUUGAAUCGGAAUAAAUGUCAUUAUUUCUGUCACAGCUUGUGAUUGAUGAUUGUCUGCAAUUUGGCAAUGUUAACAAAACCUUCAAACCCACUAUAUCUAGUUUGUAGCUCAUCUUGCGCUUUACUUUACAUUUUUAUUUUUAAAAAAAUGGACCAAUUAACACAAAUGAGAACAGUUUCCUCUGAAGCACAAUUUUUACAAGAGUGAUUAUUGAUUUCUUCUCUUAUUCUGGAUGCAAUAUGAAGCUUCAUGUUAAAAAAAAAAUGUGAACGCCUUAGACCAUCUGGACUUCCUAUUUUGUGUGAGUUAAAAAAAUAUAUUGCACUAGUUAUUUUUGGGAUGAUUGCUUUGUAAUGCAAUAACUGCACUAAAUAUAACCAUCAGUUGGAUUACCACACGGGGCCGGCAACACGCCACUCCCUGGAUUUAUCAAACAUGUGCAAAGUGAGACAUUCCCUGCCUGAUGCUGUAAAGAAUGCUUUCUAUUUGGAAAUAGAUUUACAAAUUAAAAAAGAUGAGUAAGAAAAUAAACAUGACAU
Molecule: messenger RNA, 4021 nt
Organism: Synchiropus splendidus (mandarinfish)
Lineage: Eukaryota; Metazoa; Chordata; Actinopteri; Syngnathiformes; Callionymidae
Gene: cacnb3a
Product: calcium channel, voltage-dependent, beta 3a
Exons: 14
Coding region: 235-1932 (565 amino acids)
Biological process (GO): neuromuscular junction development; calcium ion transmembrane transport; regulation of voltage-gated calcium channel activity
Cellular component (GO): voltage-gated calcium channel complex
Molecular function (GO): protein binding; high voltage-gated calcium channel activity
Source: RefSeq, a predicted model, not a curated record